This is a messenger RNA of Haemonchus placei, 249 nucleotides long. The record is from the annotation of a GenBank genome assembly. Lineage: Eukaryota; Metazoa; Nematoda; Chromadorea; Rhabditida; Trichostrongylidae.
AUGGUACACCUCAUGAGGCCUGGAGGUGCAAUCGGCACCAUGGAAGAUCGCAGUCGUCUUUACGUCAUUUGGAGCGAUCGAUUCCUGUAUUGGUCAGCUGUCGCAGGAGCAGCAAGUGUUACGGGAGCGCAAUUUCGAUUUUCCGGUCUGCAAACGGANGCUAGUUUCUUCGACGAGCAGCGAGCCCUUCAUAUGGACGGCGAAAGUAAGGAGUUGGAUCUCGAACGGUACACGCCUGUGGAAGUUUGA